Rhizophagus irregularis DAOM 181602=DAOM 197198 is the source of this 1203-nucleotide messenger RNA. RefSeq lists its product as uncharacterized. Lineage: Eukaryota; Fungi; Glomeromycota; Glomeromycetes; Glomerales; Glomeraceae. The record is from RefSeq and is a predicted model, not a curated record.
AUGGAUGACUCUCUCGAUUCUGGUCAUUUUGUUGAAUAUGAUUGGCUUGAGACUCUCAAUGGCAAAAUUGGUGUGUUCGCAGUAAUAGUAGCCAUAAUUUUUGUAGUUAUUAUAAUUCUUACAUUCAUCGUACGAAUCUUUCAAUUUCCCCAAUUCCGUCAACAAUUUAUAAAUUAUUUCAUUGAUGACAAUACUCGAAGCGUUCCCACAAGAAUACUUAAAAUAAUUACUUUCUUACUUCUGACUUUCGGUUUUGUAGCAGUCACUUCAUAUAAUGUUCGUAAAAUGAUAUUUUAUCCUCCCAAGUUAUCCAUGACAUUGGAAGAGAAUAAAUCUUUUCCAUCUAUGCUCUUUUGUCUUAACACUCAGAAUCCUGACGCUAAACUCGAAAUUGUAAUUGCAAAAUAUUAUGUCAGUUUUGAUACUUAUGUCAGGAAAAAUAAUUCUGCCCCAUUCAUUAAUUUAAUCAAAUCACGAGUUUUUACUACUAUUUCUGGAGAACAUGGUGAUUGUGAAUUUUUUAAUGGUACAUUGUUCCCAUCAUUUUUGAAGCAGGAGGUUAAUGCUGCUGGGGUUUUUGUUCUAGUCUUUAAAUCUUCUGAUGUUAUAUUUUUCAUGGGUGACACCAACAAUGAUAUAGACUGGUCACGCUCCAUUCCUCAAGGGAACAAAUUUAGUUAUGUAGAUGUUUUAACAUUAAAAAAUAUGAGUAUGUUACAAUAUACAGAGACACGCACUAAAGUUUUAAAUGGAACCACAUAUCGAAGUUUUCAGAUGGCUUUUAAGGGUCAUGUUGAUUCUACUGUCAAAGAUGAAAAUUUGGUUGGAAUUAUACUCUCUUCACCGACACAUAUUAUGACACAGGUUCUAAAACCAUCCCUUACAUUAUUUGAACUUUUUAGUAAUAUCGGUGGUUACAUUAGCAUUUGGGGAGUUUUCGUCUUUCUUUUUGGUCGUGGCAAGAUGGACCCAUUCGGGUUUGUCUCACGCUUUAUAUUCAUAGAACAUGAUAGAGCGAAACUUCUUAAAGAAUUGGGGAAAAUUAAAGAUGAUAGAAGUGUAAAAUUAAAUAUCUCGAAAAAAGAGGAAAAUUUUAAUGAAUUUAGUAAUCUCAAUAAUCAAACUGAAUUAAAAAAUCUACUUGCAAAAUACUAUAUCUACAUGGAUUUCUACGAACAUGCUGUCAAAACACUUGACGUGUAA